This is a messenger RNA of Pyricularia pennisetigena, 915 nucleotides long. RefSeq lists its product as uncharacterized. The transcript is spliced from 2 exons. Lineage: Eukaryota; Fungi; Ascomycota; Sordariomycetes; Magnaporthales; Pyriculariaceae. The record is from RefSeq and is a predicted model, not a curated record. The coding region runs from base 1 to 915 and encodes 304 amino acids.
AUGUCUCGAGCAACCAGCCAAGCCAGCAUCAGUAUGCCCGCCAUGCUCCUUCUAGCCCUCGCCAUUAUCCUCGCCGUCGUCGUCACUCCCGCCGCCACCGCGGAGCCGGCACGGUGCUACCUCUCCGGCGGAAGACCCAUCGAGGACGACAAGAUGCCGAUCCGGCCUUGCGAGUGGAACAAGGGGGUCGGUGGUUUGGUCGCCGGCGUCAACGGCACCUGCUGCGGACGCGGCCAGGGCUGCCUCGUCAACGGCUUCUGCGUAGACACGGGCAAGUCGGAAAUCUGGGAGGGCGGCUGCGUCAACCGCAAUGGGGACUUUUGCGCGCAGGACUGCGAGUCGAGGUAUCAUCCCCAGAGGCUCGAGAAGUGCGGCGCGGACAGGGAGGAUUACUACGCAUGUCCGGGAAGGAAGGAUGACUGCGAUGAUGAGGAUGCGAAUGUUUUCAGGAUCAGGGGACCCGAGCUUCCAGACUAUGUCAUCCUCGGCACCGUCUCAGACGAACGCAUAGCGACAACAACAUCGACCGUGGAGAGUAGCAGAGACACCAGCACCGCCACCGACGACCCCCAGCCGGCAACUACAAUCUCUGGACCAGCCGAGACCGUGACCAAGACGCUGCCUGUGGACGACCCCCAGGGACCUCUCCCCACGGACAACAACGACCGGAACCAGGAGCCGAGCCACGAAAGCGACCCGUCCGGUGUCGUCCCGCUCGCCGUGGGCGUGUCGAUCGGCGCCGUGGCGCUCGUGGCCAUGGUUCUUGGCGGCUGCUGGUGGCACCGGGACAGGGUGCGGCGGGAACCGGCGCGGGCCGAAACGCCGCCGCAGACCACGGGGCCAAUUGCCGAUUCGAGGGAUUUUAUUUAUUUGCCCGAGCGGGUACAGCAAUAUGGACGGAUGAGGGCUUUCUGA